ACCAUAUAAGGCACCUACCUAGGUAACUUAGGAGUUACUGCUUGGCCACAUACAUCCCUUAGGACUGCGGCAACGUUCCUGAGAAAAUUCAACACCACGAAAUCACCACUGAAGGCAGAAUGGACUUCAAUUAACUGAGACACGAGCCGUAUUCAGCAGUGAAACAGCCAGCUAAUUUGGAGCACAUUUUCAGCCGGUGCAAUGUUUCUUUUCAACCACCUACAUUUCUGUUGACGACACAAUGUUUUUUCUACCAACGCCAACAGGGUGCACCGGUUACACAUUUACAGUAGUAUUCCACAAUAUUCAACCAGAUGACAGUCUUUCCGACGGUUUCUUGCCUCAUCACGAGCAAGUAUGGAGCACAUGAAAGACUCCCGGGCACACCUGCCCUCGGCCAUCCUAGAGGUCUCCCAAUCCCAACUACAGCCACUCUCCGCCUCGGUACUUCUUGAUCAGGAGCUCGCUAGGAAGGCACGCCUCCGAAGGAAGGGCAAUUUGAUGACUGGGUGCAAUGAACUCGACGAUUACGUCUUGCUCGGAGGGUUUGAGCGGGGGUCCGUCGUUGGGCUGAGCGCCGAGGAGGAAGAACUAGGGCUGUCUAUCGGUCUUCAAACCAUCGCCCGUAUGCUAGCCAAGGGACCCGGCAAAGCAUUGAUCAUCACUACACUGCCAAGGACCGUGGUGUUGUUGAAGUUGCAGAAGGUGCUAGCCAGUCAGCUAAAGGAUCCAGGAGGCGGCAAACAGAAAAUCAAGGGGUGCCUUGAGAGGAUCUUCAUUACCACCGUAUUCAAUAUCAAAGGGCUCUGGGAUGCUCUCCGUGAGCUGGAGACAGCUGCUCAAGCAGCCGGUACGGAAGUGCCGCAAGCUUCUGCUACUCAAGACAGGAAACCCGAACCCGAAAUGGACGCCCCGGAAUCCGGGCAACGGACCCGGCAGCGGACCGAAGUUCAAGACACCGAAGGCAAAGUCGGCUUCCACCCUACAGAAUCACCUCUCCCUCAGGAGCCAAACGAGAGUGGUGCCUGGCAUGAUGACUUUCCUCGAUCCGCCCUCCCGGACAUUAUCCUCAUCACAAACAUUUCCUCGAUCCUCUCUGUCCUCUUCGCCUCCUGCGACAAGCCAACCGCACACGACACUGCGCUCCUCCUCUCAUCCCACCUGCAUUUCCUCAGCCGUUCUCCCGCCUACAACGACCCCUUGAUCAUACUCCUCAACUCCACGACAUCCCCGUUCUCUCAGGCCUUCCACGACGAUGCUGUCACUGCCACCGACACAGCCACCACAAUAGGCGAGCCGUUGCGGCAAGUUAUGAAGCGCACAGAGCCGACGCUCAGCUCAAUCUUCGAACCCACAGCGGCACAACAAGCGGCUGCUCAUUUGCCUGGGCAACAGCAACAACCUAGACAGCGAAACAGACCGUUGUUUGGGCAAGUCUUUGCGCAAAUGCUGGAUCUGCACCUACUCUGUACGCGUGUGCCAAGAACGAAGGAAGACGCCGCUGCUGCUGCCGCCGGUGUGGGGUCUGGGUUUGUAUCCCAAGUUUGGGUGGUGGAGGUGCUACUGGAUGAGAUCGGGGUGUACGAGAGGCUUGAGGCUGAGGAAAAUGGCGCGUUGGGCUCGAGGAGGAGCAGAGAGCAGAGGUGGGCUGCUGUGGAUGUUGAUGAGGUUGGGGACGGGAGGGUUGUGGAUGCUUUCAGGGGGUAGUCAACAAACCCGGGAAUGAGAAAGAUGGAUGACAGCAGGGCACGAAUAACCUCUUUUUACUA
Canariomyces notabilis is the source of this 1769-nucleotide messenger RNA. RefSeq lists its product as uncharacterized. Gene Ontology annotation, cellular component: Rad51B-Rad51C-Rad51D-XRCC2 complex; centrosome; replication fork. Bases 358 to 1707 code for a protein of 449 amino acids. The record is from RefSeq and is a predicted model, not a curated record. Lineage: Eukaryota; Fungi; Ascomycota; Sordariomycetes; Sordariales; Chaetomiaceae. Gene Ontology annotation, biological process: DNA strand invasion; double-strand break repair via homologous recombination; reciprocal meiotic recombination. The transcript is spliced from 3 exons. Gene Ontology annotation, molecular function: single-stranded DNA binding; ATP-dependent activity, acting on DNA; four-way junction DNA binding.